CCAGAAUGCCGGGAACUGACUUGACCUAAGUGUUGGCGCCUCCCCACAGUGCGCUCCCAGGACAUGCUGGGAACCUUAAUGAACGCAGUUCUUAUUUUCUGCAAAUGCUCACUCGAGUGGUUCUUUGUUGUUUCCUCCUUUAGAAGAGAGGUGGAGGGAGGCAGUGCACGGCCCAGCAGCUGGAUCUCCGUCUUCUGGCAGAGUAGACCUCCUUGUCUGUGGCUCCUGGGGAGCGGGAAGAUCCGAGUGGACCAGAACGUGGUGCACAAGGAAGAAGUCUCCCCCCCUUGGGACUCCCACCCCCUGCAGGAUCACAGUCUGACCCAAGCAGAAAGUCUAAAGUCAGAGGGAAUGGCCCCCAGCACCCAGAGGCCCACUUCCCAGGGGUCAAUAACAUUCAAAGAUGUGACUGUGGACAUCACCCAGGAGGAGUGGUGCCUCUUGGACCAUGCUGAGAAAGAGCUGUUUCUUGAGGUCAUGCUGGAGAAUGUGCAAAAUCUGCUCUUUGUGGAGGCGGGGACCAAUUUUGAUGUGAAGGAGAUAUCUUCAAAGCUGAGACUUUUUGUGGAAGAAUCUGGCCCCCAAAGAUUCAUAAAUGAGGGUCCAUGUGACUUCAUUUUGGGAGAAAUCUGUGAGUAUAAUAUGAAGGUAAAUAAAAAUCCAAAGAGUGACUGUCAAUUUUAUAAAGUUGCAGAGAAAUUGAGCCAACAUUCAGUCCUCAAGCGGUAUAUGAAGUUGACAUCAAGAAACGAUGAGUGUCAGGAUAGAGAAUACAGGAAAUGCUUUCUUGAAGAAGUAGGACUUACUCAGUUUCAUGAGAAACCUCCUGAAAUGCCCAUGAGUCAAGGAAACCUAGAUGGAAGGGCCUUUAGUUGGAGUUUAGCCCUCAUUAGACAUAUAAAAAAUAAACAUGCAGAGAUACUUUCUGUGAGUAAUAAAGGUGGGAGACCUUUCAGUCAAAACUCUGAACAUAGUUCACAAGAAAUUAUCCACUCUGGAGAGAAACCUUAUGAAUGUAAACAAUGUGGAAAGACUUUCACAUGGAGGGUCAGUCUUGCUACACAUGAGAGAAUCCACACUGGAGAGAAACCUUAUGAAUGUAAACAAUGUGGAAAGACUUUCAGACAGAGAAGUCAUCUUGCUGUUCAUCAAAGCAUCCACACGGGAGAGAAACCUUAUGCAUGUAAACAAUGUGGAAAGACUUUCACACGGAGGGUCAGUCUUGCUAGACAUGAGAGAAUCCACACUGGAGAGAAACCUUAUGAAUGUAAACAAUGUGGAAAGACUUUCAGACUGAGAAGUCAUCUUUCUUAUCAUCAAAGCGUCCACAAGGGAGAGAAACCUUAUGCAUGUAAACAAUGUGGAAAAGCUUUUACCGAGAGAAGGUAUCUUGUUGCACAUGAGAGAAUCCACACGGGAGAGAAACCUUAUGAAUGUAAACAAUGUGGAAAGACUUUCAGAAGGAAAAGUCAUCUUGCUAAUCAUCAAAGCAUCCACACGGGAGAGAAACCUUAUGCAUGUAAACAAUGUGGAAAAGCUUUUAGGGAGAGAAGUUAUCUUGUUGCACAUCAGAGAAUCCACACUGGAGAGAAAUGUUAUGAAUGUAAACAAUGCGGAAAGACUUUCAGAUGGAGGGACAGUCUUACUUUACAUGAGAGAAUCCACACUGGAGAGAAACCUUAUGAAUGUAAACAAUGUGGAAAGACUUUCAGAAGGAAAAGUAAUCUUUCUUAUCAUGAAAGCAUUCACACAGGAGAGAAACCUUAUGCAUGUAAACAAUGUGGAAAUGCUUUUAAAGAGAGAAGUUAUCUUGUUGCACAUCAGAGAAUCCACACUGGUGAGAAACCUUAUGAAUGUAAGCAAUGUGGAAAGACUUUCAAUCGGAGAAGUCAUCUUGCUAAUCAUCAAAGAAUCCACACGGGAGAGAAACCUUAUGCAUGUAAAGAAUGUGGAAAAGGUUUUAAAGAGCGAACGUAUCUAGUUGCACAUCAGAGAAUCCAUACUGGAGAGAAACCUUAUGAAUGUAAACAAUGUGGAAAGACAUUCAGACAGAGAUAUCAUCUUGCUGUUCAUCAAAGCAUCCAUACUGGAGAGAAACGUUAUGAAUGUAAACAAUGUGGAAAGGCUUUUACUCAGAGUGCUCAUCUUGUUUUACAUCAGAGAAUCCACACUGGAGAGAAACCUUAUGAAUGUACACAGUGUGGAAAGACUUUCACAAGGAGGAGAAGUCUCAUUGACCAUCAGAGAAUCCACAGUGGAGAGAAACCUUAUAAAUGUACACAGUGUGGAAAGGCUUUCACAGAGAGGCGAGGUUUUAUUAAACAUCAGAGUAUCCACACAGGAGAAAAACCUCAUGAAUGUAAACAAUGUGGAAAGGCUUUCACACAGAGGAGAUGUCUUAUUAGGCACCAGAGAAUCCACACUGGAGAGAAACCUUAUGAAUGUAAACAAUGUGGAAAGGCUUUUACAGACAGGCCCUCUCUUGCUUCACAUCAAAGAAUCCACACUGCAGAGAAACCUUAUGAAUGUAAACAAUGUGGAAAGAAUUUCAGAUGGAGGAUCAGUGUUGUUAUACAUGAAAGAAUCCACACUGGAGCGAAACCUUAUGAAUGUACACAGUGUGGAAAGGCUUUCACACAGAGGGGAAGUCUUGUUAUACAUGAGAGAAGCCACACUGGAGAGAAACCUUUUGAAUGUAAACAAUGUGGAAAGGCUUUUACAGACAGGCGCUCUCUUGCUUCACAUCUGAGAAUCCACACUGGAGAGAAACCUUAUGAAUGUACACAGUGUAGAAAGGCUUUCACAACGAGGGGAAGUCUUAAUAAACAUCAGAUAAUUCAUACUGGAGAGAAACCUUAUGAAUGUACACAGUGUGGAAAGACUUUCACACAGAGGAGUAAUCUUGCUAAGCAUCAAAGCAUUCACACUGGAGAGAAACCUUUUGAAUGUAAACAAUGUGGAAAGGCUUUUACAGAGAGGAGCUCUCUUGCUUCACAUCUGAGCAUCCACACUGGAGAGAAACCUUAUGAAUGUACACAGUGUGGAAAGGGUUUCACAAUGAGGGGAAGUCUUAAUAAACAUCAGAUAAUUCAUACUGGAGAAAGACCUUAUGAAUGUACACAGUGUGGAAAGGCUUUCAUACGAAGAAGCCAUCUUGCUAAUCAUCAAAGCAUCCACACUGGAGGGAAAAGUUAUGAAUGUAAACAAUGUGGAAAGGCUUUUACACAGAGGGGAAGUCUUGUUAGACAUGAGAGAAGCCACAUUGGAGAGUAACCUUAUGAAUGUACAUAGUGUGGAAAGGCUUUCACAUGGAGGUGUGAUCUUGGUUUACAUCAGAGAAUCCACACUGGGGAGAAACCCUGUGAAUGUAAAGAAUGUGGAAAGAUUUUCAAAUGGAGAGUCAGUCUUGUUACACAUGAGAGAAUCCACACUGGAGAAAAACUUUAUGAAUGUAAACAAUGUGGAAAAGCUUUUGUAAAAAUGGACUCGAAUUCAGGACUUCAAUCCCCAGAAGCCCUUGUUCCACUUUCCCAGAAUGCCCUCUAAUCUCACCGAAUUCUCACCUGGGCUGAGAGCGAGAUGGGGUAUUUAAACUCAGUUGUGAAUCAGCUCAUCAGCUCGGGCUCUUUUUACUUCCGCUUGGGAGCAGACCCGGCUCUUUUGAUAAUGUAGGUGAGGUUGUGUCUAGGCCUCUCUCUGGCCUAGACACGUGCUUUCAUGUAUAUUCUUAAGUUCUUAAUCUUCAGUAAACCUCACAAAAUAAAAUACUCCUUGCAGAGAGAAACCAAUUUCUACCUCUAUCUGUAUCCUCAAAAUUUUAAUCUUUACAGUUGUCUUACCAUUUCAGGAAAACUAAAUAUCUCAAUCUAAUGAUUCUUUUCUGAUCUUUAGUUCAGCUUUAAUAACUAGUGCCUAAAAAGUUUUUUAAGCCACGUUUCUCCAAGAUGCUUUUUUAGCAAACCAUCUUGAUCAGCUCCUGCUAACAGACAUCCAAUUCAGACUUUCUUGAGUCCUUCCCUCCCACCGGCUCUUCCGCUUCUCCCUGCCUGCCUGCGUCCUUCUCUGCAGUCCUGUUCCAGACCUGUUGGCAGAUUGCAGCUUGGCUGCCAGUUCUGGCUCCUGGUCCCUGUUUAACCCAGAUCUCGAACACCUGGUGACCUGGCUGUCCAACAAACCCAGAUCCUUUGAGCAGAUCGUUCAUUUCUACCAGCUGGUAAUAAACAAAGUGGGGGGGUAUUGGAUACAUCGGUGGACCGGAGUGUAGGAGGGGAGAGAGAAAAGGGAGUGGAGAAGAAGAAAGGUUUUUCCAAACAGGAACUUAAGAGCAAUGGGUUAUUUAAAAGGAUACCUUUUGACUGUUCUGGUAAUUUCAUUGGUUUCACCUGCAAGCCAGAAGAAAGAUUCAGCCCAAAGAUUCAACUUUGAAAGGACAAAUGGGUAGCUCAAGGAACUGAGAGCCAGGCCUAAAGACAUGUGGUCCUGGGUUAAAAUCUGGCCUCAGAUACUCCCCAGAUAUGGGGCCCUGGAUGGGUCCCUUAACCCCCAUUGCUUAGCCCUUACCACUCUGCCUUCCGACAAUAAAUAUUUAAAUGGAUAAGAACCCAAGGAACUUAAAAGACUAGAGGUUCAAAGGCAUUUCAGACUCCAAUGGUUUAUAAAAAAAUUUCUAUUGCAUUUUACUGUUUGUUUGGUUUAAGAUAUAACUGUGGUUUUAUGUUUAUAUAUUGGAUUCAAUAUUAUUUUGUUAUGCUUUUCAUUUAAUGUACUAAGUUUUAUAAUUCUGUUGCUUUUCCCCUAUAACCAUAUAUCGAAAAAAAUGUUGUAAUUAAGUCUAUUAUGAAAAAACAGCUUUUUUCUAUUUUUGCCUUUGUAAAUUGUCACAUAGAGAUAGAUGGGGACUUCUUCAGAACUGGUUACAAUUGCUAUAACAACAACCUUUGGAAAAUUUAAUGUUCUAAAUAUCUCAACUGAUUUAAAGGGUUUUUUAAACAUGAUUUUUGGAAUUUUUUUUAACAAUCUUUGGUCAUUUUUGCCUGCCCCUACCACAAGGUAAGGCCCAUAGCUGAAGUGAAAUAGAUUUUAUAACCCCCAACCUUCCCACAUUUCUAAAGAUGUGAAUGGAAGUUGGGGCAGUAAAUCUCAGGGCAUUUGUACCCCUCAAUAAGCCUCCAAAAAAAGAGCACCCCUUUAUUUAUACUCUUCAGCUCACUACUUAAUUUCCACCAGAAUGAUAUAUAGAUUCAACCCAAGAUGAGUUUUCCUUUGUUUAAAAAAUAUGUUUAAAUACCAAGGUUAUAAGAUUGCUACGUUUGUAAAAGCUUGUGACAAAUGUCCAUCAAUUCAUAGGUUUUCAAAAAAAUGCCAUACAGCAACUUAUGUGAAAUAUGAUAGUGUGUUUGUUUGCUAUUGUAAUUGAUUGGGUUAUUCAGAAUUUUGGGGAUAUUGAUAUCUACAUAUUUGUAAUAAUGUUUCUUUAAAAAUGAAAAAUGUUACCUCGUUCAGUUCAUUAGUUUUCACUCACAGUGAUCAUGGCCAAACAUGAAGAGGAAAUGGAUCUCAUUUUUGGUGAGAAAGCCUUGUAUUCUAUAUUUCCUUAGCUGAUUUCUUUUUUUCCUUUUUUUAUUUGAAGCACAUGUCACCAGUACUAAGAUUUUCCUUAACCUUUUGAUUUUUCAGUACUACAAGUUUAAGAUACAUUUGCUAAUGCAUGCCCUAAAAAGCUUGUGACUAUAAAAACGAUGCCACUUAUUAUUUAAAUAAAUUAUGGGACUUUGCUUAAUGAUUCUGUCUGAUUCCAUGACAAGAUACACACAAAAGAGCCAUUGCACAGGGCCAAAGAAAACCCAAUCCAGGAUGGAUUGAUGCACUUCUAGGCCAAUACAAAGGUUUUGAACCUAGUGUGAGACUUGGGGUUGUGACACUUGACUUAUGUUAAGAUGUAGGUCUUUCUUGUGUCCACCCUCACUCUGAAAAUAUUCACAAACGAGUAUCCCCCAAACCUUGUCUCCUAUAAUCUGGCCCCCUUUUCUGCCUUUCAUAGUGUGGUACCUUUCUGUAGUCCUGGCUACUGACUGGGUAAAUGCAUCAUUGCUUAGAUCAUUUUACUUGGGCCCUGAUUCAAGGACCUGUUAUAGAUUUAUUUUUCUUUUACUUAGAACUUUUAUACAUAAGACUUUCGUAGUCUAUAUUUUCAUCGAGAGGUUUUUAUUUUUUAUUUGGAUUUUUCUGAUAUCUUUUUAAUUUCUCUUACCAAUUGAUUCAUAUACCUCAUACCUCAGCCAUGCAUCCCUAAUUGAUCCUGUAUUUUUCAAUCACCCACAACACGGAGAAAUGUAAAAAAUAUUAAUAUUUUAAAUUGCAUAGUUUAAAUUCCUUUUGAGAAGAAUUUUAGGUAAAGAAACAUGAUACCUCUCUGAAUCCAGAAACUGAACUGUUGAAGAAGACACCAUGAAGAAGCCUCCAGUUUACAAGCUGCACAAGAAUGAACUUUGAGUGUGGUUGAUUGAACAUUUAUUUGUAUGUAUACUUUCAUGCCAAAGGGGACUGCCCCCUAAAUGGCUUUUUGUCAGUGUGUCCAGCAAUUAUUGGUUUUGUUCCUUUUUUUUUCUCUUAUCCUCAAAUUGUUGUAAUGUUUAAGUUGAUUAUGUUUUCAUGAUCCUUUGGGGGAAAAAAUUAUUUUUUUUCAAAUGAUCACACGGGGAUAUGUAAAAAUAAACUCAAAUCCAGGACGUCAAUCCCCAGAAGCCCUUGCUCCACUUCCCCAGAAUGCCCUCUAAUCUCACUGAAUUCUUACCUGGGCUGAGAGCGAGAUGGGGUAUUUAAACCUAGUUGUGAAUCGGCUCGGGCUCUUUUUACUUCCGCUUGGGAGCAGACCUGGCUCUUUUGAUAAUGUAGGUGAGGUUGUGUCUAGGCCUCUCUCUCUGGCCUAGACACGUGCUUUCUUACUUGUAUAUUCUUAAGUUCUUAAUCUUCAAUAAACCUCAUAAAAUAUAA
Messenger RNA from Monodelphis domestica (gray short-tailed opossum), 6993 nucleotides. RefSeq lists its product as uncharacterized. Gene Ontology annotation, biological process: regulation of transcription by RNA polymerase II. The record is from RefSeq and is a predicted model, not a curated record. Lineage: Eukaryota; Metazoa; Chordata; Mammalia; Didelphimorphia; Didelphidae. Gene Ontology annotation, molecular function: DNA-binding transcription factor activity, RNA polymerase II-specific; RNA polymerase II cis-regulatory region sequence-specific DNA binding.